GCGGGCCUAACCCGCACCAUCCCCCUCCCCUGGGGUCCCAACAACGCCAUCAACACCACCGAGCAAGACACCCUCUGGGAGGCCACGAACUACGACCUCGGCAACAUCGCCCUCUCCGACACCUACGCGCACGCCAUGGGUCUCCCCCGAGCACAGCGCUUCCCCUGGGACCCCACGAAGGGCAUCUACCUCAUCAACGGCUACCACAACCUCCACUGCGUGAAGACCCUCCGCACCGCGCUGGUCGAAUUCCACGACGCCCGUCCGCAAAGCUCCCCCUGGGACCACGUACAACACUGCCUCCUCGUCCUCCGUGACGAGAUCCUGUGCAAUGCGGACGAUACACCCCGGUAUACGGGGUUCCAGCCGGAUCAGAAGAGCGGGCUGGGGCAGGUGCGCAUGUGUCGCGAUUUCGGGCAGUUGGAGCGCUGGGCGAAGAGCCAGACGGCGUGUUGGAGACAUGUGGGGGAUAUUGCGGAUGAGGGGUUUCGCGAGUUGGAUCGGUAUCGGUUUUGUCCGGAGGGGAGUGAGUAUAAGGAGGUUAGUGAGACGAUGUGGGUGAAGGGGGAUUGGUGGCGGAAGUAUAAGGAUGGGUUGUGA
This is a messenger RNA of Aspergillus ibericus CBS 121593, 600 nucleotides long. RefSeq lists its product as uncharacterized. The annotation marks the transcript as partial. The transcript has a single exon. The record is from RefSeq and is a predicted model, not a curated record. NCBI's taxonomy places the organism in Eukaryota, Fungi, Ascomycota, Eurotiomycetes, Eurotiales, Aspergillaceae. Gene Ontology annotation, biological process: mycotoxin biosynthetic process.